Messenger RNA from Rhopalosiphum padi (bird cherry-oat aphid), 1019 nucleotides. RefSeq lists its product as uncharacterized. The record is from RefSeq and is a predicted model, not a curated record. NCBI's taxonomy places the organism in Eukaryota, Metazoa, Arthropoda, Insecta, Hemiptera, Aphididae. The transcript has 3 exons. The coding region runs from base 205 to 879 and encodes 224 amino acids.
CCAUCCGUUCGGUUGUCAGUAAAUGUUGUAGUUGUUGUUUUUUGUAUACACAUUUUCGACUCACUCUUGACUGAUAAAUAUGUGUACGACUAUAUUAUAUAUAUAUUAAAGUUUUUCGAGAAAACAAUUAUUAUAUUUUACCCUCUGACGGUCGGUGUGCGGUUAUCGGCAGUGGUUAACUUCUCAAUUCUCCAUUCGUUCGAAAUGGGCAGCGGUCUGUGCAGAAAGACAGGCGAAAGACCGGGGGCUGUACAGGAGUUUGACGGAUUAUAUCGGAAGAUUGUUUUCAAUUACGCCAAAAAGUGGACGCAAUACUCAGACAAACAUAAGAAGAGUGAAAAAAAAAAUACAAAACAAAAUAAGAGCAGGAGGAAGAAACCGAUUAUCAGCGGACCGUUUCCGGCAGAUCCGGACCGGCUGCACGGCGACAAAUGGCAGUAUGUGAUACUGACACGGUUGGACACAGAACCGCCGCCCGAACGACCGCCGCGGACCAAACGACGCCACCGGCAAGAUAAUAUGGCGAGCAGUGGCGUCUGCAGUGGCAUCGUCCGUUGGGGAUCGGAGCGGCGGCAGUCGUUCGGUCGCAGACGACAACCAAAGCAGCAGUUGUCCGCCGACGAGCCAACGGAAUCUAUGUUGUUCCGACGAGUCGUUGGCGAUGGCGGCGAAACGGCCAAAAGUACGGUGGCGGUAGUAACGGCUGCUGUGAACAAAAAAGCAUCGCCGGCUUUCGACGUGUCCGUCGAUAAGUUAUCGCUGUGGGUCGUUUUGUGGUCGGGCGCCGUCGUCGCCGGUCGAACGUACGCUGCCCGACGAAACGGUUUGCUGAAAUCUAUUGCCCGAACUAAUGCGAUGGCCGACGAUUUGUUGUCGUAACGUUAAUAUAAUAUUGUCAGAAAUUAUGGUAUAACGUAUAACCGACUGUUUUAAAAUAAUAUUUUUGUACUAAUAAUACUAUUAAUAUUUCGUGACCACCCAAACGCGUCAUGUAUAAAUACAAUAAUAGGUAUAAAUAA